AUGGGCGGCAUCCCAGUGGAGCAAUUUAGCUACCGCAGCAGGACAAAUGAACUGCAGGUGAUCGAAAGAGCAGCUUUUCAUAUCCAGCGCUGCCACCGAUGCGCGGAGCCCAUUCAGACCUUCAGCCCUGCUGCUGCCCCCCUCUCCUGCCCGCAGCAUCCUCCCCCCACCACAGAAAGCACCUGGGUUCCAACUCUGUGUGACAAGCGGCCCCGAUGCCUCCCCUGUUUCUUGCAAGAGAAUAUCCACGAUGAGAAAGAAGCCAGAAUGCUGGAGGAAAGCACCUUCUCCUCCAACCGCAGCAGCUUCUACCCAGAGUCGUUCAUCCUGAUGGGCAUCCCGGGGAUGGAGGAAUAUCACACCUGGGUGGCCGUCCCCUUCUGCCUGAUGUACCUCCUGGCCCUCCUGGGCAACAUCUCCCUGCUGUUCCUCAUUUCGAGCGAGCGCAGCCUCCGCCAGCCCAUGUAUCUCUUCCUGGCCAUGCUGGCGGUGGCAGACUUGGCCCUGUCCUCCUCCACCGUCCCCAAAACACUCUGCGUCCUUCUCACAGAUUCCAAGGAGAUCUCCUUCGCUGCCUGCCUCGCCCAGAUGUUCUUCACCCACGUCAGCUUCAUCGCAGAAUCCACCGUCCUGCUGGCCAUGGCCUUUGACCGGUACGUGGCCAUCUGCAAGCCCCUGCGGUACGCAGCCACCCUCACGCAGGCAGUGAUUGCAAAGAUUGGCCUGGCUGCUCUGGAGGAGUUUGUGUGUGAUGCUCCCACCCUCUUCCUCCUCCGGAGACUCCCCUUCUGUGGGCAGAGGGUGAUGCCCCACUCCUACUGCGAGCACAUGGGCAUCGCCCGGAUGGCCUGUGCCGACAUCGCCAUCAACAUCUGGUACGGGUUCACCACCACCCUCUUGUCUCCGGUCCUCGACCUUCUGCUCAUCUCCGUCUCCUACUCACUUAUCCUCCGGGCUGUCUUCCGGCUCCCGUCGAAGGAGACCCGCCUCAAGACCAUCAGCACCUGCGGCUCCCACCUCUGCGUCAUCCUCCUCUUCUACACGCCGGCCCUCUUCUCCUUCUUUGCGCACCGCUUCGGCCAGGGCAUCCCGCAGCACGUUCUCGUCCUCUUGGCCAACGUCUACCAGCUCCUCCCAGCGAUGCUCAACCCCAUCGUCUACGCGGCCAAGACCAAAGCCAUUCGGGAACGGCUGGCGAGAAAGAUGUGCUGA
Messenger RNA from Heteronotia binoei (common prickly gecko), 1212 nucleotides. RefSeq names its product olfactory receptor 52B2-like. Gene Ontology annotation, molecular function: olfactory receptor activity; G protein-coupled receptor activity. The record is from RefSeq and is a predicted model, not a curated record. NCBI's taxonomy places the organism in Eukaryota, Metazoa, Chordata, Lepidosauria, Squamata, Gekkonidae. Gene Ontology annotation, cellular component: membrane. Gene Ontology annotation, biological process: G protein-coupled receptor signaling pathway.